GGCGGUGAUCGAGAACAGCUUAACGGCCUUAUCUCUCGCAGCUAGCGGAACAUUGUCGUAUUUCUUUGCUCAGGCAACCUCGAACGGGAGAUACGAUACUAUGCAAAAUGCUCGCCUUGUUGGCAUUGGCGGAGACUGUACCAAAGAGGCGUCUCCCUUCACCCCCCUCCCGGUCAAGAAUGACAGCAGCUUCAGGUCCAGGUCCAGGUCCCAGGUCCCGGUCUAGGUUCAGGUCCUGGUUCAGGUCCAAAAGCAAGUACGUACGUGUCGUGCUAGUGUUACGUAGCAUGUCCCGCGUCGACCAAAAGAAAAGAUGUCGCCAUACAGGUACACGAUGGAGACCACCAGGCAGCUCUCUUCCCAAGGAUUCGCCAUCUCAGCGUGUACGUUGUUGCACAGCGGUGCUACUGCGCCGUUUCUCCGUACUCUCGCUAGUGGGGGCUACGUAAAUAAGUCGUUCCUCCAAGGUAUUUCCGGCUCAAUGGUGAGUUUGCUGGUGAGACACCUGCACGUCGACCAGGCUCUUCCCGUUGGGCUAAGAAACGUCGAUGAAUAUUGAUCCACCGUGAUCCGACGGCAUGCGGACUGGGACCAGGUUGCAAGUGAUGGGUGGCCUUUAUGCCACAAGGGAAUCUCGAGCCAGGGCUUCGCCUAG
Messenger RNA from Trichoderma harzianum CBS 226.95, 655 nucleotides. RefSeq lists its product as hypothetical. The transcript has 2 exons. Lineage: Eukaryota; Fungi; Ascomycota; Sordariomycetes; Hypocreales; Hypocreaceae. The record is from RefSeq and is a predicted model, not a curated record. Bases 108 to 449 code for a protein of 113 amino acids.